Molecule: messenger RNA, 3200 nt
Organism: Harmonia axyridis
Lineage: Eukaryota; Metazoa; Arthropoda; Insecta; Coleoptera; Coccinellidae
Gene: rdx
Product: protein roadkill
Exons: 9
Coding region: 349-1563 (404 amino acids)
Biological process (GO): proteasome-mediated ubiquitin-dependent protein catabolic process; regulation of proteolysis
Cellular component (GO): nucleus; cytoplasm
Molecular function (GO): ubiquitin protein ligase binding
Source: RefSeq, a predicted model, not a curated record
GCCUCAGUCGUCGCCGACUCUCCGGCUAGAGCAGAUCGUCGCGCGUAUGGUGCUUUAUUUUUCGUAUGGAAACACGUAGCUGUCCGAGUUUUUCGAUUUUGACAGUUCUAACCAAGCAAAGUUUGUUAUAUUAUUUCUGUGGUGUUGUAUGAUAAUGAAAGUGAAUGGUGCACGUAGCUUGUGAUAAAUUUUGUUCCCAAUCCCAAAAUUUUGGAUUAUAUCAUCACCUCAGGAUGGCCCUGGCCAGAUACAGCCAUAACAAAAACUGUGAAAAACUGGCAACAUUGGAUGAUCUUCCUAAUAGAUUCGUGGAAAAUAUGGAUAAUGCUCUGAUCUUUGACUCUCCUCAUGCCUAGAUUACCGGUGGUGAGCGACUGCUCAGCCGGACAGACGGCUCGAGUCAGCUCCAACCUGCACCCAACGAGCACUAUGGCCGUUAGUCGGGUGCCCAGUCCGCCGCCCCAGGAGGUGAACACUCCCGUAGCCGAGAACUGGUGCUAUACUCAGGUUAAAGUGGUUAAAUUCAGUUACAUGUGGACUAUCAAUAAUUUCAGUUUCUGUAGAGAAGAAAUGGGUGAAGUUUUGAAAUCUUCUACAUUUUCAGCUGGAGCAAAUGACAAACUAAAAUGGUGCUUACGAGUCAAUCCAAAAGGUUUAGACGAAGAAAGUAAAGAUUACUUAUCGCUUUAUCUUUUGCUUGUUUCCUGCAACAAAAGUGAGGUUCGAGCCAAGUUCAAGUUUAGUAUUUUGAAUGCAAAACGAGAAGAAACCAAGGCUAUGGAAAGUCAACGUGCCUACAGAUUUGUACAAGGGAAAGAUUGGGGUUUCAAGAAAUUUAUCCGUAGAGAUUUUCUUCUCGAUGAGGCAAAUGGUCUUCUACCAGAUGACAAAUUGACGAUAUUCUGUGAGGUUAGUGUGGUGGCUGAUAGUGUGAAUAUUUCUGGGCAGUCGAACACAAUUCAGUUUAAAGUGCCAGAGUGCCGAUUAUCCGACGAUUUAGGACUUUUGUUCGAAAACCAAAAAUUUAGUGAUGUUACGUUAUCUGUAAGCGGUAGAGAAUUUCAGGCACACAAAGCAAUAUUAGCAGCACGAAGUCCUGUAUUCCAAGCCAUGUUUGAACAUGAAAUGGAAGAGAGGAAACAUAACCGAGUAGAUAUUCUGGAUGUUGACCAUGAAGUACUACGAGAAAUGCUUCGUUUCAUCUAUACAGGGAAAGCGUCGAAUUUGGAGAAAAUGGCUGAUGACUUACUUGCUGCUGCAGAUAAAUACGCCUUGGAGAGACUUAAAGUAAUGUGUGAAGAAGCACUUUGUACGAACUUAUCAGUUGAAAAUGCAGCGGAGAUUUUAAUAUUAGCUGAUUUGCACAGCGCGGAUCAGCUUAAAGCCCAAGCCAUAGAUUUCAUCAAUACGCAUGCGACCGAUGUCAUGGAUACGCCAGGUUGGAAGUCUAUGAUACAGACGCAUCCCCACCUUAUAGCCGAGGCCUUCCGCGCUUUGGCAACUCAGCAGAUACCCCCCAUUGGUCCCCCCCGAAAAAGAGUAAAACAAAGUGGCAGUUCGUGAUAACGCCAUCGCUCGCGUAAAACCAGAACUAUUUUCGAUACUACAGUUAUUGCUAGUGACAACGCUUAGGUGCGCCUGCGUGGCAUUGUGUAAGACGCUCGACGGGAGUGAAUACGUUCGGGUUUAGUCUACGUUCGUUAAUUAGCAUGAUUAAGCGAAUAAUAAAAGCAAGAUUUUUUUUUUUCGUUCAUGUCUGUAACUUGACUUCUGUGAAAGUCCCCAGAUCAAGACAGUAGAAUCAAUUUGCAAUCGAAAUUUAAUCAUGAACUCGAUGAGUAUUUUUUCGUCUGCAUUUUUGAUUUAUUCUAAGCCGCAUUUUAAAAAGUCGCUAAUCAACCACAGGAAUAUCUCAACAUGUUUUGUGGAUCUGUUUGCCCGCAAUCCUUCCAACUGGUUCAAAUCAUCAGGAAUCGUUACCAUUUGAAGAAUUCUAUGUGUUUUCAAGUUACAGACGCAAUUUUGUGAUUAUGAUUGAAAAGGCUGUAUUCUGCUCUGUUUCUUUUUUUCACUGGGAUCUUCAUGCAGAACAGAAAAACCCUCAGACUUUGUUAGCUUUUCUGUGUUUUUUUUGUUGUAUAGUUCAGUGAGACUUAAUCGUCGCUUAUUUUCUCAUAAUUGAAUUCGGCGAUAUCUAUGUAAUAUAAACAUUGUUGUUCAGACAAUUCUAUUUGCUUGAAACGAAACCAAAACCAACGCUCACUGUGCUAAUGUAAAAUAGUAAAUGCGAUUGUGAUACAUAAAAAUGAAUUAAGAGGUAAUUGAUUUUUUUACCUGAGUUUGUAGAUUUCUAAAGCAAGAAUAUGCCUUUAUUUCAUUAAUUCGAUAAUUUUUGGUACAAAUAGGUUAUUAUGUGAAUUUCGCUGUCGGUAGAAGAAUCGAUUAUCUGAAAAAGCUGUCUCAUAUGACCACAACUUGUUCCUAUUUGGGGGACUUGUCAACCUCUGUUUAUAUUUUAAGUUAGAAUUGUACAUUCAAUUGAUCUCUCCGAAAUAAAAAAUAAAUUUAAGAUUUAGAUCAUAACUGAAAAAUCGGCAGAACAAUUUUAGUGAUAAUCAUGGAACAAAGAUGUUAUUUGCCAAAUUAGACACCACAUUAACUAAUACAAUAACGGGUUUCCAGUGUAUAAUGUGAGCAGUAGAAAUGUUUUGCAGAAAUUUUUAUAAAAGCAAGAUGUGAAAAAUUGUCAACUAUAUGAGCAAUACAAGAUGUUCUUCCAAUCAUUUAAAAUUUUUAUGACAGAAUUCUGUUUGGCAGGAUUUUCACAUAUUUUAUAAAGAAUUUUUCUGUAAGCAUGGAAAAUUUACGAAUUUUCCUCAAUUAUUUUACUAAAAUUCACCAAUCAAAUAUAAUUAUUUGGCAAUUUUUCAUGCAUUUUGAUCAAACAAUUUUGAAAGGCUGUUUUAUCAAUUGUCAGUGUUGUAUGUGCAUAAGUUCAUUUCAAUGCAGAAAUUAUAACCAUGGUCACGACAUAUCUAUCUCCAAAUGUAAAUUUUCACUCACAUGUGUCCAUACAUUUAAAACCAUCAGUUUGUCGAUUUUUGUUGAAAUUUUGUAAUUAUUGUAUGUAGAGAACAUGUUACAUUGUACUGAAGAAACGUCAAAAAGAAAUAUUUCCCAUUAAAAAUGUAAUUUGAGAA